Messenger RNA from Cotesia glomerata, 2851 nucleotides. Its product is annotated as cullin-1-like. The transcript is spliced from 2 exons. The coding region runs from base 221 to 2518 and encodes 765 amino acids. Gene Ontology annotation, biological process: protein ubiquitination; SCF-dependent proteasomal ubiquitin-dependent protein catabolic process. Lineage: Eukaryota; Metazoa; Arthropoda; Insecta; Hymenoptera; Braconidae. The record is from RefSeq and is a predicted model, not a curated record. Gene Ontology annotation, molecular function: ubiquitin protein ligase binding. Gene Ontology annotation, cellular component: SCF ubiquitin ligase complex.
AGUUGGGAUGUAGGUUGAUGGUGAAGUGAAUACACGUGAGGAAAAUCAACCAAUUAAAUGGUAUACAUACACCGGGUAACCUAAAAAUUCUACCAUUUUUAAUUUACUUUUCUUAGGUUUAUUUCAUUUACUUAAACAAAUUCUAUCGAAUUGUCGUCAACACACAUAGUGUGUUAAAUCGACAUCCCAACCAAUAGAAAGACCACCAAAAAGUUUCCAAAUGAGUAUGGCAGCAGCACAAUGUGCCUCCGACCCCCCGUCAAUCCUGCAAGCAAUAGACUUGAGCGAAAUCUGGGAUGACUUCCGUUCCGGGCUGGACUCAGUCUACAGCCAAAAAUCCAUGUCUCGCCAGCGUUUCAUGGAGCUUUACAGCUACGUGUACAACUACUGCACAAGCAUCCAAGAACAGGGCAAGAGAAAAACUCAAGCUCACAACAACGCAAUCGCGGGUAUGAAAAUCUACAAGAAGCUCCGCGACUACCUCUCGGACCACGUGAGCCACCUCGUGACCGGCGGCACCGACCUCAUGGACGAAGCCGUGCUGCUCUUCUACACCCGCAAGUGGGACGACUUUAGAUUCAGCAGCCAAGUAUUCAACGGGAUCUGCUCCUACCUAAACCGCCACUGGGUCCGUCGCGAGUGCGAAGAAGGCAAGCGCGACAUCUUCGAGAUUUUCCAGCUCUGUCUCCUAACCUGGCGCGAAAUAGUCUUCUCCUCCCUCAGCACCCAGAUAGUAAAUGCGCUUCUUAAAUUAAUCGAGCGCGAGCGCAACGGAGAGACAAUAAACACGCGUUUAAUCUCCGGAGUAAUCAGCAGUUUUGUCGAACUCGGAAUCAAUGAAGAAGAUCCUUGCACUCGCGGCCCUCUGGUCUCAGUUUACAAAGAACACUUUGAAAAAGUCUUCCUAGAAGACACUGAGCGCUUCUACACCCUAGAAAGCGCGAGUUUCCUCCAGGACAAUUCAGUCUGCGAGUAUGUUAAAAAAGUAGAGCAGCGACUCGCUGAAGAAAAUAAGAGAGUUAAAGUCUACCUCCACAAAUCUACGGAAGAAAUUCUUACCAAAACUUGCGAGCGUGUUUUGAUAGAAAAACACUUUGAAUCUUUCAAUACAGAAUUUAAAUCUCUCCUUCAGGACAACAAAGUUGAAGACAUGGGAAGGAUGUAUGCUUUAAUACUCCGGACUCCAAAUGGCCUUGACCCGCUCAGAGAUAUCUUAGAAGACUUUAUAUGCCAACAAGGUCUCCAAGCUAUUGAAAAGUGCGGUGAGGAAGUCGUCAACGAUCCUAAAAGCUACAUCGAGACCAUCCUUAAGGUCCACAAAAUUUACUACCCUCUUGUUAAAAAUACUUUUCAAAACGAUGUUGGGUUUAAUACCGCCUUGGACAAAGCUUGCGGAAAAUUUGUUAAUUCCAAUGCUGCUACUGCGAAAAAUUCGAGUAAAUCUCCGGAAUUGUUGGCUAAGUACUGCGAUAUUUUAUUAAAAAAGAGCAGUAGAAACGCUGAUGAGGCAGAAGUUGAAGAUAGUUUGGUACAGAUUAUGUUAGUGCAUAAAUACAUUGAAGACAAGGAUGUCUUCCAGAAAUUCUACAGCAGGUUGCUCGCUAAGAGAUUAGUUAAUCAAAUGUCUGCUAGCGACGACGCGGAAGCUUCGAUGAUUUCUAAAAUGAAAGCAGCUUGUGGGUUUGAGUACACAUCUAAAUUACAAAGGAUGUUUCAGGACAUUGGACUGUCCAAGGAUUUAAAUGAGAAGUUUAAAAAAAUGAUCGCGACUUCCAGUAAUGAAAAAUUGGAUUUUGAUUUUGGGAUUUUGGUUCUAUCUUCUGGCUCUUGGCCGUUCACGCUUUCUACUGAGUUUACGCUGCCUUCUGAUUUUGAGAGCUCGGUAAGGAGGUUCACUGGGUUCUACACCUCCCAGCACUCUGGAAGGAAGCUCAAUUGGCUGUACAGCAUGUCCAAGGGAGAGAUUCAGACGAAUUGUUUUAAGAAUAAGUACAAUUUUCAAGCUUCCACUUUCCAGAUGGCGGUUCUGCUGCAGUUUAAUUCGGCUACUACUUUUACAGUCUUGCAAUUGCAUGAGGCCACGCAGAUUAAGAUGGAUUUGUUGGUGCAAAUUAUUGGAGUUUUGUUGAAGAUUAAGCUUCUGGUGACUGUUGAUGGAGAGACUGAAGCUGAAUUGGAGCCUGAGAGUAAAGUCAAGCUUUUUACUGAGUAUAAAAAUAAGAAGCUAAGGAUUAAUAUUAAUGUUCCGAUGAAGGUCGAGGUUAAGGCUGAGCAGGAGUCCACGCUUAAGCAUGUGGAGGAGGACAGGAAGAUGUUGGUGCAGGCUGCGAUUGUCAGGAUUAUGAAGAUGAGGAAGACUUUCAAGCACCAGAUGCUUAUUGGAGAAGUUUUGACGCAAUUGAACUCGAGAUUUAAGGCUAGGGUACCGAUGAUUAAGAAGUGUAUUGAUAUUUUGAUUGAGAAGGAAUAUUUGGAGCGGGUUGAUGGCAAGAAAGAUACUUACAAUUAUCUUGCGUGAUCGUAGAUUUUUUGAGAGAUAAAAAAAUAUUUAGUUAAGUGUAAAUAUUUUUUUAUUGUUAAGUAAUUGGUAAGGUUGAUCAGAGGAGUAAUUAAUUAUUAAGGUUACUUGGGGAGUUUAGGAUAAGUUUCCUAAUUUUAAGGUUUUUUUUUUUAACGUAUUCUUAGCAAUUUAUAUUUGUAAGAGGACGAUUAAUGAUGAUUAUUAUUGAUAUUAAUGGUAAGAAGAACAUUUAUUAAACGAGAUUUAGCUAUUGAUGAUAAUUAUCGUUGGAUUGAUGAGAAAGUUUUGGGUGUAUUAUUAAAUGUAUUUAUUAUAAAAUUACAUUUUUAA